CACUUUUGUGGGGGAACCUAAUGCAACAAUAUGCUCCGAGAACGAAGACGCCUCGCUCAUUACAAGCUCAGCAGCAGAUUGGAUCGAAAGUCAUCACGUGGCAUGAUCUAUGAGAAUGAGGAACUGAGGCUGCGUACCAUCAACAUAAACGCUGAGGUUGAAAGAGGGCAAUCUGAUAUCAAACGCCUGCGCAGAGAGAAUGAACAACUGCGGCGUGAGAUUUGGACGCUUCGCGACGAAUGCGAUCGCUUGAAUAAACGCUUCAAGGCGAAGCUUUUGGAUAGGCAUAGCGGCUGCAGUGGCGGUGGACGACCCAGCAGUCACGUAUGCGACAGUAAUUGCAACAGUGAUGACUCAGAUUCCUGUGAUACCUGCAAGGGCAACGAUGACGAAUGCAGUGAUGAAUGCUGCACUGGUGGCAGCUGUCCACAACUGGCCACAAAGCAGCCUUUUAUUGAAUUUGCACCUGACACGCCCACAAGUCCUGCACCACGCACAGAUACGGCGAAACUGGGCGUUAAUUCCAUGGGCGCCGCGUCCGAAAGCACACCAAAUUUACAUCAGGCAUUUGAUCAUCUGUCCGUGGUGUCGGAGGAAACGAUGAGCAAUGCCGAUUUACACCCGCCGGUGCCACACAAUGAAAUGUUGCAUAUUUAUACGCUUGAUAGCGGUGGAUCGCAGAUGACAUUGCCCAGCUUAGUCGGACCGCUGACGCCGUUGACGCCUAUCGAGCAGGUGGCCAAUCAGCUGAAUGACCUACAAGCGGUCGUGCCGCCAUUAUCUUACUUCGAGAAUAUAAUACAGGAUCACAUGGGAUCGAAUAUAGGCAACGCACCAAGCGCCAGCUCGCCUAUUUCGAAAAAUAUGCGCCACACCAACGGUUGGGACUACAAACUGCAAUCGCCUUUCGCACAUCGAAAAAUAUCGGGUGACAGCUCACAACCGGCUCUACAGAUAGCCAAUCUCUCGUCGAGUACGGCACAACAACAACGCUUUAAGCCGCCUCAGCUGUUGUCAACAUUUGUGCCGGCGGCAGGUAAUGCGAGCUCGUCGAACUCGACCGGUUUUACGGUAACAGCGCCGAGUGUGCAGAGCCAGCCAAAUACGUCCACAAUAGAAACAGUCGCAAUCACGACAACGCCUGUGAAUGCGCCAUCGACACUAAGUAGCCCAAAGCACUUCUUUGCGCCACUUAAACCCCGGCUGAAACUCAACACAGAUUUGGCUAAUAAAACCACGAACAACACCAACGUGCCUGGGGUACCACCCCUAAGUUCCAAUCCAACAACAGCGGCGGUCGAUGUUGAAGAAAAUGCCUGCCAAAAUUGUGACGCGCCUGACCUCUAUGUACACAACGGUGUGGCUUCGCCCUACCAGCGUCAAAUAGCGACCGCAACGAGUGCGGCCAAUGCGGUGCCACCGCCAGUGCCUCAACGUGGCAGCUCCUCUCAAACAGAGUCUGUCAAUUUGGAAACGAUCCUCAAUGACAUCCAAGCAAUAUCAGAGGACAUUUUGGCGAUUCAGCUGGACAAGCGAAAGGGGAAUGAUAAUGACAUCAACAAGCCGCUGGAACAGAACGACAAAAACAAGAAGCCUUACCGUUCUGAAAUGAAUCUGACACUUCAGUACGACGGGGUAAGUCAGGCCACUACUGCCGCCAACAAGACCGCAACCGCGACACAGACGUCUUUCGGCAGCAACGGCGGCAACAACGCCCGCUGUACGCGUUCAUUGGAACGCGAACACACCGAUAGUCCGUCGCCCCACAUACCCGACGCAAUGGUCCCCUUUCCAGACAAACGUACCUACAUCGGCUUUGAUCAGCUGAACAACGAGGCAAUAAUUGAGCUGCCGCCUUCAAGCGUUGCAAAUAUGCAAAGACCGCCACUGCCAACAGUAGUAAGUGCACCCAACAAGGCACAUCCACCAACGCCGCCGGCGCGUGGGUAUCCAUCGCCGCUUAACAUACGCUGCGCGGGUUUGGCGCGUGGCACGCCUGUGGCAAUACCAGAGCCACCGGGAGGGGAGACGGCGAGCAGUGCACAGGGCAGCACGCCAGUGAUAGUAGGCCUUGCACCAAACAAAAGCCAACUUUAUACCGCUAUAGCGAAUGCGGCAGCUAAGCGCGCGCAGUAUCGUUCAUCAAUGGCGCAUUCGCUAGAAGGGCAUUUGUCCGCUGCAGCUGUAGCAGCGGGCACGGAUGCGAAUAAUGCGGAUGCCGCAAACGAGGCGCUGAGUAGUGAGGCUGCGCGACGGAAAGCGCGACGCGUUUCAAUCGUUUGUGGCGACUCAAGUACGCCGGACUCACCUGAUCCAGUGACAAAUCCUCACCUAAUUCGAUCUCAAGCACAAAUUAAUUUGAGUGGCCUGCAGGAUGCCGCCACAGCUACUAAUUCAAAUUCAGCGAACACAACAAUAACAACAACGAAUACGAUUUCUCCAUCCGUAGGUAGUUGCUCAGACCUGCCAUCCGCGCUGGUUAAUCCAGCGCUGAGGAACCUCAAGCAGACCAGCCACAGCACACCCAAUUCACCACAUUCCGUGCGACGUCGCAGUAACAGUAACACUAUGAGCCCGCAUAACAGCGUUGCUGACACCGCACAUCCCCCACAAUCACUGUCGGCCAACACGUCCCCGCGCCACACGGCUACCGUACACCAUCAUCACAGCAAUAGCAGUUGUAGUAAUAUUUCCGCGGCUCAACAGCGCAAAUCCAGUCAGGACUCUACGCCCGGCAACCCGACGGAAUUGGCAGCUGUUGAGGCAAUUGCAGGGCGCUCACGUUGUUCCAGGCGUCACUCCGACGGUACGGUGGCGAGUAAUGCGCAUCGCAUUAGUGGCACUUCCGGUCAUCACCACCAUCAUCGCCACCAUCAUCAUCAGCACAGUUCGUCGGUGCUCAGCAACAAUCUGCAUCACAGCCAUCAUUCGCAUCAGGACAGCACUUCGUUGUCGGAACACGGAUCGAACAGUUCGGCCUCGUCGCGAGAAUCAUCGACUUCGUUCAGUGUGCGUUCACAUCGGCGGAAAAUCUCAAUUAGUUCGCACACCGGGGGUAAGAUACCAUGGUGUGGGUGCUGGGGCAACGGCUGCUUGUAGGUAAGAUAAAUGCAUACAUAUGUAUGUAUAGUUGUGUGGCGAGAGUGUAUUUUAAAGUGUAUAAAAACGUCUAAGUAAAUGUAGUAAAUUUGAAUUUAUAUAUAAAUACACAUUAAUUAGUUUUAUUAUAUUUAUCAAUUUAAAUGUAUUUAAAUUCGUUAGGAGUUAAAUUCUAGGAAAUUCGUUCGAAUAUAGAUUACUAUUAAAAUAUUGAAUAAAAAUUAAUUAAAUAAAUGUUCUAAUAUACAUACUAAGCUACAAAGCUGUUCGAAUCGGUUAUUUCAUAAUUUUGCUUUAUGGAGUUUUUUUUUUGUUAGGGCUGAUUUAAUCAGA
This is a messenger RNA of Rhagoletis zephyria (snowberry fruit fly), 3432 nucleotides long. Its product is annotated as mucin-5AC. Lineage: Eukaryota; Metazoa; Arthropoda; Insecta; Diptera; Tephritidae. The record is from RefSeq and is a predicted model, not a curated record.